ACCACCACGACCCGCAUGACGGAGCUCCUCGGGGGGCGCCCAGCCCGGAGCGGGAGCCCGUUUCAGCGCCGGCGCCGCAGCCAGCGCGAGCGACCCUCUCGGGCCGGACGGGAGCCGGCGGAUCAGCACCCUGCCCAGCUCGGGGCCGAGGCCGAGGAGCCUCCAAAGCGAGCGUGGCUUCCCGGGGCAUCCGCGGGAAAACGCCACGCUGGCCGGACUACGAAUUCCGGAGGCCUGGGCGUCCUCGGCCCCGCCUCUUCCGGGCGCACUUCCGGCGUGGAGGUGGCGACAGCCUGGGCGGCCUCUCUCGCGCGCCUCAUGUCAGCCUCGGCCCUCCCGGCCGGCUCGGGCCAGCUACUGCGGGGCGACCGCGGCCCCUUCCCUCCGCCGCAGGAGGCCCUGGACGGAGCGGGCGGCGGCGGCGAGGAGGAGGACGAAGAUGCGCUGGGCGAGGAGCUGGAGGGCGGCGGCGGGGAGGCGGCGCCGUGGAGCCUGCAGGAGAAGGCGCUGCACGAGGCCCGGCUGAAGGCCAAGGCGAAGCGGCGCUUGCGGCGGGCCUCCUCCCGCGAUUCCCAUCGGGAAGCCCUCCCCGAGAAGGGCGAGCCGGAGCCGGAGCCCAGCAGCCCGAAGGGCAAGAACCACGACCGCAAGUCCCGCAUGGGGAAGGGCCGCGGCCUGCCCAAGAAAGGUGGGGCAGGGGGCAAAGGCGUCUGGGGAGCGCCCGGGGUGGUCUACAGCUACCAGGAGCCAGAUGCCCGGGACCCCAACUACGACGAGGCUGCACAGGGAAAGACUGUCUAUGCCACGGUGGUGCCUGAACUGGAGGAAAAGGAGCUGGAGAAGACUGUGCAGCCGAUGGUGCUGGAGUAUUUUGAGCACGGAGACACCUUGGAAGUGGUGGAGCUGCUUCGGGAUCUGAACUUGGGGGGCCACAAGGCAGCCGUGUCCUCGCUGGCCGUGGUGCUCUCUCUGGAGGGGAAGGCCAGCCAUCGGGAGCUGACCUCCCGCCUACUCUCGGACUUGGUGGGGAAGGUGCUGAGUGCCGAGGACAUCGCGGCUGCUUUUGACGGGAUGCUGCACGACCUCCCCGACCUCAUUCUCGACACACCUGAGGCGCCACAGAUGCUGGGUCAGUUCAUCGCCCGCGCUGUGGCCGACCACGCGCUUCCCCUCAACUUCCUCGAGCGCUACAAAGGGCGGGUCGACUGUGAACACGCACGGGCUGCCCUGGACCGUGCUGCCAUCCUCCUGCGCAUCAAGCGGGACGUCAAUCGGUUGGACAAUGUGUGGGGCGUGGGGGGCGGCCAGAGGCCAGUCAAGCAUCUGAUCAAGGAGAUGAACCUCCUGCUGCGUGAAUACCUGCUUUCUGGAGAGGUGUCUGAGGCUGAACACUGCCUGCGCCAACUCGAGGUGCCCCACUUCCACCACGAGCUUGUCUACGAGGCUGUGGUGAUGGUGAUGGAGUCUUCGGGAGACACGGCCGUUGCCAUGAUGGUGAAGCUGCUGAAAGUGCUGUGGCAGACGGGGCUAGUGACCCUGGAUCAGAUGAACCGGGGCUUCCAGCGGGUCUACGAUGAACUUGGAGACAUCAGUCUGGAUGUUCCGCUGGCCCACAGCAUCCUGGAGCGGAUGGUGGAUCUCUGCUUUGAGGAGGGCGUCAUCACCAGGCAGCUGAGAGAGACCUGCCCUGCCCGGGGCCGGAAGCGCUUUGUCAGUGAAGGAGACGGAGGCCAAAUCAAGCAAUAACUGGAAGCUUUCAGCACCCCCCCCCCAAGCAAUGCCUUCAACCCAGCCAGACCUGCCAGGAAGCCUUUGCUGAGCACCCACCAUACACCUCCCCCAGCAGCGUGUCCAGCGGGCAGGAGGGCUCUUGUCGGGAGGGAGCCAGGGGAAACUGCACUUCUGCCGGACCGAUGGGGGCGGGUGGUUCGGUAGAAGCAGGAGGAGGAGGAGGAAGGUUUGUUCUCCACACGCCCACUCCCACAGUGCGGCUGCCACCAGCCAAGCAUCUCAGGAAGCCUCAGGCCAGCUGAAACUGCCGCAGAGGGGCCCUCUUUGGACCUGCUGGGCAGCCGGGCUGGGAAGGCAGGGGAGGGGCGCUUCCCUCGCAGCCUCCGGCUGGCGCAGAGUGGUUGGUCCCUGCCUUGUGCAGCCGGUUCCAAAGCACUGUGGGAAAGGAAGUCAGCUGGAUUCCCUGCAGCCAAAGAACCUCCUGUUCCCAGGACCCCCUGAAGCCCCCUUGCCACCCACAGAUGCAGGCGGGGGGCUGGCUGGGUUGAGGGCUGAGGAGCGAGCAGCCGAGCACCGCGGGUCUGAUUUUGCCAGGGUUAAUGGGGAGCUGCUUCUGCUUGGCGCUACCCACGGCUGGCAGAGAGACAGAGCAAAUGGACAUCAGUGCCGGAGGGAAUUGUGCCAAAAUGCUUAAUGGUCUUGCAGGCAAAGGUGGUGGGGAUGGGCGAGUUUAAUGGGAAAUUAAAAUAAAUGAUGCACCCAAAGGG
Molecule: messenger RNA, 2498 nt
Organism: Crotalus tigris (Tiger rattlesnake)
Lineage: Eukaryota; Metazoa; Chordata; Lepidosauria; Squamata; Viperidae
Product: programmed cell death protein 4-like
Exons: 11
Coding region: 16-1746 (576 amino acids)
Biological process (GO): negative regulation of DNA-templated transcription
Cellular component (GO): cytosol; nucleus
Source: RefSeq, a predicted model, not a curated record